AUGGCGGAUCCAAGCAUGGACGUCAGUCAAUCGAUCGAGGAAGAUAUGCCAGAUUUCUUCUUCCGUGAAACGACUACUUCAAAGAAGUUCCUAGCUUUCCCGAACAUUUGUUUCGACGAAGCUGAUGGUAUACUUGAGCAUGACUAUAGUGGUUAUUUUAUGCAAAACAGAAGUGCUUCUGGAGCUCUUGGGUUACAUCCUCUACAAAAGAUGACCACGGCAAUGCGGAUCCUCACAUAUGGAAUAGCAGCUGAUGGUGUUGAUGAGUACAUCCGGUCCGCUGAGGCUACUAAUUUAGAGUCUUGCAAGAAAUUUGUGAUCAAAGUUUGUGAAGUUUUUGGGGAAAAGUACGUGAGAUCUCCAAAUGAAGAAGACAUUGCUAGGUUACUUGCAAUAGGGGAGGAAAGAGGAUUUCCCACCGACGGCCACACUCCUCCAGUGAAGUAUAGCAUCAAUGGCCAUCAGUACACAAUGGGGUAUUACCUUGCAGACGGUAUCUAUCCACGGUGGGCAACAUUUGUGAAGAGCAUGCCAGCUCCAACUAGCAGAAAGCAUAAAACUUUUGCCAAGAAGCAAGAGGGGACUAGGAAAGAUGUGGAACGAGCCUUUGGAGUUCUGCAAUCCCGUUUUGCCAUUGUUCGUGGACCUGCUAAAGGAUGGAAACGUAAAGAAAUUAGUGAUGUCAUGAAAGCUUGUGUCAUAAUGCACAAUAUGAUAGUUGAAGAGGAGCGACAAACUGCUAUCAAUAAAAAUAUGUAUGCAAUGAGUGAUGUAAUCCAUGUCCUCAACUAG
Molecule: messenger RNA, 792 nt
Organism: Hordeum vulgare subsp. vulgare (domesticated barley)
Lineage: Eukaryota; Viridiplantae; Streptophyta; Magnoliopsida; Poales; Poaceae
Exons: 4
Coding region: 1-792 (263 amino acids)
Source: RefSeq, a predicted model, not a curated record